GAUAUGAAAUUCCAACUAAAUUCGACGAGCGCAGGUCUUGUUUCCAUCUAGUACACAAAUGGACCUCCUCAGCCUUUGGAAGCUCUCAGAUCCCAAAUCUCAAGGCUAUGUGUCACUAUCAGAGUUUCUCCAACAGCUCCGCGGCAAGCGACCGCGAAGUCCAGUCCCUGGACCAUCGCACUACAAUCCAAAUCCGGAUUGCAUUGAGCGAGCUGCCCAUACUGUUGGUCGCUGUGCGCUCACGCUCGAUAUUUAUGAGAAGCCCGGUUACAUCACGACAUAUUAUUAGAAUAUGCUGAAUAACCAAGAUUGACCCCGGUCGGAUACCAGGCUCAGGGGCAAUCCCAAGCAGUGUAGGACUACCGUGUGACAGCGCCUGAAACACAAGAAUCGUGCUUGCCCCGCUCUCUGUACACUCAUGCAUGCGAACCUUGUGCGCUGCGGGGCAGUGCAUCAAUACAGGCGCGUGAUGGGCCCCGAGUGCAAUCCUUUGUGAGUUGGUGUGAAGUCCAGGGUGAAGCCUGGGGCUGGAGCGCCAUUUAAAUCGCUUCCGUCCACUUGGCCUUUCGUAUCUCCCACUAUCUUAGCUAAAGGAAGCAAAGUU
Molecule: messenger RNA, 604 nt
Organism: Aureococcus anophagefferens
Lineage: Eukaryota; Pelagophyceae; Pelagomonadales; Pelagomonadaceae
Product: expressed protein
Exons: 3
Coding region: 59-289 (76 amino acids)
Source: RefSeq, a predicted model, not a curated record